Molecule: messenger RNA, 7797 nt
Organism: Cinara cedri
Lineage: Eukaryota; Metazoa; Arthropoda; Insecta; Hemiptera; Aphididae
Source: the annotation of a GenBank genome assembly
ACCGCACAGCUGCUGCAGCGGCCGCGACGACGACAACGGCCACGCGAUCGAUUAUCACCCAGUCGCUAUUGUUGUUACGGUCCCGUACUGCCACAGUCGAUUCCCUCGUUGCACACGCGCGAACAAUUUUCACCCGCGCGCGUUUACACACACCCGACGGCGAUCCUGGACCGGGCUGCCGACGUUGGCGUUCGCCGUUUCGGCCGUUUUCGGAUUUUCCGGCUCCGGGACCGCCGAACAGGAGGAAAACCCCCGCGGCCGGUAGACCGCGAUAUUCGACCGGCCGGCCGUUGCGGUUCCGUUCGGACUGUGCGUGCGUGCGUGCUACGUUCUAACACCGUCCGGGUUCGGUUCCUAACCGCGUUCCGGCGCACCCGGAUUUAUUCGAUCAGACUUUCCCCCGGUCCGCCUAGACAUGGCCGUGGUACCCAAUCCAGAAUAUCUGCAGGUAUUAAAAAUUAUUUUUCGACUGUCGUUGUUAUGCUUGAAAAUUGCUCGUGGUUCGUUUCGCACGACCGUUGCAUUCGUCGGGGAUAAAAGUUUUUGUUUGUUUUUUUUUUUUUUUGGUCGGUCUGACGGCACCCAAAAACGUUACCCGCUCCGUUCACGGGCACUUUUAACCAGUUCCGUAAGGAUUUCGGAGCCGUUUUCCCACGACUUGCCGUUANCUCCGUUCACGGGCACUUUUAACCAGUUCCGUUAGGAUUUCGGAGCCGUUUUCCCACGACUUGCCGUUAAAACGCCUAAUGUGCUUACCGGUUUCCAAUAAAGUUGCCGUUUACAAUUUUAGGUACUGCCCGAUAAUAAUCUAGUACCUAGUUGGCUAUUGUGUUCUGAAUCUGAUCAUUUUGGUUUAUUCUUUUGCUGUACCAAAAUCAAUUAUAAAGAUUUCGGCGUUGUACCUGUUUAUUUACUCGACAAAAUAUCUGCAAUUUUGUUUAUAAUGUAAAAGUUCCCGACAUGUAAUAAUAUAUAUUCUAAACGCAAUAGAACCUGUGAUAUCUCAAUUCAUUAUACUAAUACGAAUAUUGGACGAAGAUUCAUUGACUAUUUGGGACCAACUAUUGUUAAUUCAAUGCCGUUAGACAUUUAAAAUGUAAUCAUAAAUCUGAUCACAAAAUAACUGUUGUUAAUAUUGACUUUUCAAAGAACUAUAAUAUUUAAUUCUAAUUAUUAGUACUUCUUACUUUAUUAUUUUAUAUUUACUAUUCAAUUUAAUCAACUUAAAAACGUUAUAAUUCUUUUUCUUUCUGGUCUGUAUGUAUAUGUAUAAUAUAUAACUCUCUACUUCCAACACUAGCUACGCUCAAAAAAAGGAGAUAUAACAAUUUAUAUAUAUUAUGUGAUUUUGUUUUACUUUAAUAGAAAAACAAAAAUUGUCAUUUCAAACUAUUAAACAAAGCAAUAGGAACUUGGUGGAUUUUAAUCAUUAAUAGUAAUAAAUUAUUAGGUAGGCACCUAAUUAUAUAGAUACCCAAAUAGGUGAUAAGUUUAUUAUUAUUGUUAUAAAUAAUAUUAUUGCAUUAUUUGGCUAUGCAGUUAUAUUGUAAGUGAUUUUUUUUUAAAUUUCAGACCUUACUCGAAACAUUCAAAUGUUUCAUCUGUAUGGAAAAAAUACAAGAUGCACAUUUGUGUCCGCAUUGUUCAAAAUUAUGUUGUUACUCGUGUAUGCGCCGAUGGCUCACGGAACAACGAUCUCAGUGUCCUCACUGUCGAGCCACAUUACAUCUACAUGAAAUAGUGAACUGUAGAUGGGUAGAAGAUUUAUCGGAACAACUAGAUUGUUUGAACAGUACUGUUGACGUAGGUAGUAUAAGACAGAGCUCAGAACAAAGGUAAGUAGUCGAUAUAAACUCUUCUUCUUUUUUUUUUGGUUGUUUACAAAUAGUUAUGUUUUUUUUUUUUUUUUUUAGAUGUGAAACACACGACGAACAACUCACUGUAUUCUGUAUUACAUGCAAUUCAAUCAUUUGUCAUAGGUGUGCCCUAUUUGAUAGUUCGGCCCAUAAAGGGCAUUCAUUUCGACCAGUUGACGAGAUUUACAAUGAAACUCUUUUGGAGUUAGGCGAAAAUUGUGACAAUCUCAAAACAAAAGAAAAAUUAAUUAAAAAAGACAUUAAGGAAAUUGUAUGUACUCUAAUAUCACUCAUGUAUGACACUUUUUUAAUACCUAACUGUAUACUGUCUAAAUAUUUUUUUGAUAUUUAUUAAACAAUUUAUUCUAUGCUGUUAUCUUAUUAAUUUUAAAAUAAAUUACCCCUAAGGAUGCAUUAUGAUUAUUUCCUGUAAAUUCUAAUAAAAACACUUUGGUUGCAGCCAUUUUGAAAUUAAUAUAUUUUUUUGGUUUGUUCUUAGGAUAAAAACAUUACAGAAAUUCAACUAGCUAAAGAACAAAAAGUACAUGAAAUACGCACUGCUGUGGAAUGUAUGAUGAUAGACUUAGAAAAAGAUCUCAGUAACAAACUCUCUACGUUAUUAAGUCAAAAAAAUUUGCUAAUUAACGAAUCUGAACAAAUUGAAGAAUUUUUGCAUGAUUGUGACAUAGAAGUAUCUCGUAUGCCCAUGUCUCAGUUGAUCAAUAACGCUCCUAAGUUAAAAAAAACCAUUACUGCAAUGCAAAAAAAACAAACUCCAGUCUUGAUGUCUGUACAUCCUGAUUUUCACAGGUGCAUUUCAUUUUACAUCAUUACCUAAGUUAAAAAAUAUUUUUAUUUUUAUUUUAUUUUUUUACCAGUGAAGUGAUACCUAAGUUUGAAGGUGGCACUUUGAUAAUAAAAUCAUUUUCAGACAAAAUGUUACAGUCUGAACCGAUUUACUCACAACCAAUCGGUUGUAAUGGUGUCAGUUGGAGGCUUAAAGUAUAUCCCAACGGAAAUGGUAUUGUCAGAGAUAGAUAUUUAUCGGUGUUUUUAGAAUUAACAUCUGGUCUACCCGGCAUGUCUAGGUUAGUUAAGGUUUCUUUAUUACAAUGUUGUUCAAAAAUUUAAUACGGAUAUUUUUAUUAUAAGAACUUUCUGUUAUAAAAAAAUAUAUAUAUUUAAUACUUUAACCCCUCUUUUAGAUAUGAGUAUCGUAUUGAAAUGAUAAAUCAAACAAAUAUAAAUGAUGAUGCAGCUAAAGAUGUACUUAGAGAAUUCACAUCAGAUUUUGAAAUUGGCGAAUGUUGGGGAUAUAACCGAUUUUUCAGACUUGAUUUAUUGAACCAUGAAGGAUUUUUACAACAGGAUUCGUUAAUUUUGAAGUCUGUCUAUUAAGUCUGUUUUUGUGAAAUUGUUUCAUUAAUUUUAAUUUCAUAUUUUUUCUUUUAUCAGAUUUAGUGUUCGCCCACCCACUUAUUAUCAAAAGUGUAGAGAAUUGCAAUGGUACAUAUCUAAAUUAGAACUUGAAAGAUCUGCAUGUUUACAGCAAAUUGAAGAAUUUAAACAGGUUAUUAUACAAUGUUGAUUUUAUUUUAUUUUAUUCUAUUAGAAAACGUGUUGGGUACCCAAAACCCUAGUAAGUAUGAGUAAUAAAAACAAUAUCAUAGAUACAGGUACAAAUGUUGAAUAUUAUAUAAAUAGUGCUCAGUAGUGAAAGUUAGGGUCUUCAUUGGCCAAACACAUUAUACAAUGAAAGGAGAAUGAAAUAACUAGUCAGUGGUGGAGAGAAGCAAGUAAAAGGGAGUAGAAUUUCGUAGUUGACAGGAAGGCACUUUAAAGUUGAUACCAGCUAAUAUGAUAGGAGAGUCAACAUGACCAGAUAUAAGUUUAGAAAUGAAUGAUAGAUUAACUGCUUGAUGGCCACCUGAAAUAUCAAGCAACUGACUUUUCAUUUAAAUAUCAAAAGUUAUAUAUUUUGUAAAUAAAUUUAAAAAAUAUAAUAUUUUUGUUGAAUUUAGAACAUUCCUGCCAAAGUCAAACCAAUUAUUAAAGAAGUGCCGAGUCCAAAAAAAAAGCUUAAAAUUAAAAUACAAUCGUUAUUGGAUGAAUUUGAGUGUGAAGAAGCAACUGGGUAAGAUAGAUUUAAAUUACCUAUAUAGUAAAAUUUGUUAUAUUCAGAUCCCUAAUACUUAUAAUAUGUAUCUAUCAUGCAAUCAUUGGAUUUGUGUGUAGACAUUUUAGGAAUCUAAACAGAAGCCAAGAAGUUCAAGGAGCAUCUGGUGAAACUGCUUCAAAUUUGAUACAUCCUCCACUAUCUGUUCAAGCUUUAUAUGACAAUGAAUUUCAAAAUCGUUUCCAAGGUGAAACUGCACAGUCCAUGUUCGAGAGAUUAAGUCGUCUAUUUCAAGAAUCUGAUGUAAAUAAAUUUGUUAUAUUAAUAUUUUACAAUAGAAAUGUAUUGUUUUUGUUUUAAUUUUUAGAAUACAAAUAAGCCUAGUUCAUUGCAUAUGAAUACUAUCGAUGAUCUUUCACCUGAUACUGAUGAAAAUCCAAUUCAAUCAGGUUCAUAACUAUUAUGAUUAUUCAUUUUUAUUUUUAUUUUUGAUUUUAUAUUUUAUAAUAUUUUUAGAUUUUCGACUGGAAAAUUGCUUAAGAAAUAUUGAUAAUAUUCAUUUGAAAUCGCCAAAAAAAUUAAGUAAGUAUUUAAUAAUUUUAAGAGUUUCAAUUUCUCUUAUUUAUAAAAGUUAUAUUAACUAAUAGGUAGUUUAUAUUUCGAAGCUGCUAAAAAUGCGCAUGUGGUUGAAAAAAUUCAAAAUGAAAUCACUGAAGCUAGGUAAUUUAUUAUUACUAUUUUAUAUUUUUACUGAUGGUUACUAACUUAUUAAUUAAAGCUUAAAUUAUAACUCUUAAAUUUACAUGUAUAAUAUCAAUAUAUUUUCCAUCAGAUGUCGUUUGAAAAAUUUGGAAAAAGAAAUGCAUAAUUCUCGAUCAGGUAUAAUUCUAGUUGCUAGUAUUUUUUUAUUUAUUUUUUUAAAUGCCUAUUUAAGUUCUGUAUACUUUAAAAUAUAAUAUUAUUUACAUUAAUUGCAUAAAAUCUUUUAAUUUUCACAAUAUUUUAUAUUUAUUACUGAAAAGCUUUAAGAGAACUAAACUUUUUUGAUAUAUAUAAUAUCCCCUGAGAUUAUACAAAACAUACAUAUUAGCAGUGGGGGCUUGUGUUAAAUUUGCAAUGGUGUGAUCACAUUUCCUAUGUAAAUUUAGAAAUUUAAUGAAAUUUACAAUUGUCAAUUAUACUUUUUAUAGUAAAUAGUAAUGAGUAUAGUUGGUAUUUCUUUCAAAAAAGGAUUUAGUAUUGAAUUGGAAAAUUAUAAUUUUAUUUUUAGAAAAAUAUCUUUCCAAUCUAAUAAUCUGAUUGUGAUAAGAUAAUCUAAAAAUUGAAUACUAACCGAGCAAUCAAUGCCCGUAAUAUCACAUAGUGUUGUAGAUUGUGUUUCGUGUAUAAUGAGGUAGUUCAUGACAGUUUUAAAUGGAUAUUUUAUUGUACAGUAAUAUUAAGGACGGGACAGCAGGACCAUUACUAUAAUCAAUAUAUGUGAGGUAAUUCUUUUUAUACAUUUUCAGCUACGAUUUGUAUUCAUUUUAACAGCACGAUGAGUUUGUUAUAACAUCUAUUAAUAGUUAUUGAAGUUCUAAUGUAGCGUUCUUGAUAAAAUGAAAAUUAUUUUAAAGAAUUUUCUUUGCAAAUAACUAACAAGUAUACAUUAUAACUUAUAAGUAAGACUCAAAUUAUAUAUAAAAAAAAAAAAAAAAAAAGAAAUGUACUACAAAUUAAUACAAUACCUUUUAUAAUAAAAAUAUCAGAAAAUCUAAAUAAAAGUUUAAGAAAAAUUUAUUUAAAAAAUCAAAUAACAUUUUUAUAUAUGUUUGAAAAGUAUUAGUAAUAUUUAUAUUAAAUUAUUAUGCAAAGAGUACCAACUAAAGACUGUCUUGUGUAGUCAUUUUUAUCCUCAAAUGUCACGUUUUCAUAGGAAAUAUCAGGUUUUAAAUAUCCAUUUUAUUGAAUAUUGUAAAAUAUUCAAUUAUCCAAAAAUAUACAAUUUAUAUGCAUAAUCAUUUGAAUAUGCAAACAAAAAAUUAACCAUAGAAUGAAUCUUAGCAUUACAAAAUGUUUUAAUUAAAAUCAUUCUAGAUGAAUUGUAGUAGAGUAUGCAUUUGUAUAGUAUAAAUCUGGGUCCUAAUUAUAAGUAAUAUAUUCAUUAUUUUUAAUUAGUGGUGUUGAAGUCAAUUUUACAAGUAUGGCAAAGCAUAGACUUAGUACAUAUCUACCUGUGAUAAAUAGGACAAUUGCCCCUUCAAAACAAGUUUAUUGCACCACAAUAUCAAAUUACCACAAGCCACCAUUGCAUAUUACUAAAAAUAAACUGUUAUUAUAUCAAACAGUCUGAAUGAAAUCUUUAAAAAUUAUAUAAAUCUGUAUAAUAUUUUAUUCAUAGUGAUAGUUAUUAUUGUGUAUCUACUUUUGCAGAUUUUUCUUCUGAAGUGGCUAAUAUAUCUUUUCCAACAAACCCAACAAGGUCUGAAAGUAGAACAGAUUUAAGUCGCCAUACUACAACUGACCAUGGAUUGCAUAAUCCUAUAUUACAAGUAAAUAUAACAAAUAUUCUAUCAAAUAAUAAUUCCACUUAACCUUUGUGAAUGAUUGGUAUAAUUAUUUUUACAGAACAAUGGAAAUACACUAGGUCAAGAAACAACUAAUCCAAGUAUAUCAAAUAGGUAAAUAAAAUCUAUAUUACCCAAUAAAGCAAAAUACUGACUAAAAAAAUGUUACAUUUUGUAAUGAAGGUUACUAGACAUUAAAUAUUUGAUUUUCUUAUAAUUGUGGAAUUGAUUCAAAACGGUGUUUUAUCCAAAAUUAUAUUUUUUGGUUUAAGGUUUUUAAAUAUGUCAGAUAUAUCCGAAGAUCUUGAUGGGUUAAUCGGUUCAGUUUUGACAAAUCGCUCAUAUACAGAAGAUAUAAACUCGGCAGGUAAUUCAACUCUCUUAUUAUACACUAAUAAACAAUAUUAAACAAUAGUUCAUGUAUAUAUUUUUCAAACUUUUCAAUUAUUAGUACAUGGUGGAUUUUCAUUCUAAUUUAGUCAUGUGUUGGUUUGGGUUAAUUAUACAUACUUUAAACUAAUUUUGAAAUUUUAUUUUUUCUUUAGUUUUUAAAAAAUAAUAAUAUGGAUUAUCGUCAUGUUUGGAACUUCGAGCAUGUUAAUUAGGAAAUAUAAACUAAUAAAAUACUUUUCACCAAAUGUCAGUUUAUUCUGAAUUUAUAUUUUGCAACAUAGUGAUUAGCUAGGUUAACUACCAUUUUCUUUAGUUCAUUUCAUAAUGGUUUGUAGAGCAAACCACCAGAGAAUGUAUUUUUCUCUUUUUCAUUAAUAGUGAUCAAAUUAGUCUAACCACUUUUAACACAUUAAAAUGUAACUAUUCAAAGUCAUGAUAUAUUUCUAAAUUUAAAAGUUUUGAUUUCAAUGGAUUAUUCAACAUGUUUCUUUAGCAAUAGUUUAUCAUUGAUUAUAUGUAUAAUAAAUAAUUUUAUGUAUUCUACCUUCCCAACUACUCACCUUCAACAGUGACCACGUUCGUCCCCAGUACCAGCUCUUUUUUUUUCUUUUGUAGUUUAUAAUUAUUAAUAUAAAGUGUAUUAAAUUUAUCGAAAAAUAAUAAUAAUUGUACUUUAUUUAUAUUUGUAUAAUUUUUAUAGAAAUAUGGGAAAUUAUGUCAAAUUGUGAUGAAUGUGAUGAAGAGAUUCCCAGCAAUGAGUCUGUAAUAGAUGGCCCUGACCAUUUGACAAAAGAUGAAUGAACGUAUUAUUAAAAUCUAAUAAUUUAAAAAAUAAAAUAUUUCAUCAUACACAUAUUAUAUAAUUUACAAAUGUAUAGAUUAAUCU